AUCAUCUUUCUCUCUUCGAUUUAUUUCUUGCCUUGUUGGGGCUCUUUGUUUUCUGCUGUUUGCGUGAGAAGUUAACCAACAAGCGUGGACCAAUGCUGUGGCCAGUGUUUGGAAUUACUUUAGAGUUUUUCUUUCAUACGAAUGAUGUCUAUGGAUGGGUGACAAGGAGUUUGAGAAAAUGUCGAGGUACGUUUCUUUAUCGCGGAGUUUGGCUUGAUGGGUCUUAUGGAGCUGUGACUUGUGUUCCUGCAAAUGUCGAGUAUAUGCUCAAAACUAACUUCAAGAACUUCCCCAAGGGUACCUUCUUUAAAAGCCGGUUCAAUGAUCUGCUCGAGGAUGGUAUCUUUAAUGCUGAUGAUGAGUCUUGGAAGGAGCAGCGACGGAUCAUCAUAACCGAAAUGCAUUCAACCGGGUUUGUAGAGCAUUCCUUUCAGACAACACAACAUUUGGUAAGGAAGAAGCUGUUGAAGGUGAUGGAGAGUUUCGCGAAGUCACAAGAAGCUUUCGAUCUCCAAGACGUGUUCCUGCGCUUGACAUUUGACAUCAUCUGCAUCGCGGGUCUAGGUGCUGACCCGGAAACUCUAGCUGCUGAUCUUCCCCAAGUUCCAUUUGCUAAAGCUUUUGAAGAAGCAACAGAGUCUACACUAUUUAGAUUUAUGAUCCCUCCAUUUAUAUGGAAACCUAUGAGGUUUCUCGACAUAGGGUAUGAAAAAGGUCUCAGGAAAGCUGUUGGGGUUGUUCAUGGGUUCGUCGACAAGCUGAUUGUGGAUCGUAUCUGCGAGCUAAAGGAGGAAGAAACGUUAGAUAAUAGGUCAGAUGUCCUCUCAAGGAUUAUUCAGAUAGAGAGUCAUAAAAAGGACAAUGAGAUUGAUCCUUCCACCAUCAGAUUUUUCAGACAAUUUUGCACAAGUUUUAUUUUAGCUGGACGAGAUACAAGUUCUGUUGCACUUUCAUGGUUCUGCUGGGUGAUACAGAAACACCCAGACGUUGAAAACAAAAUCAUCUGCGAGAUAAGAGAAAUCUUGAGACAGCGAGGGGAUUCUCCAACCAGUAAAGACGAGAGCCUCUUCACGGUCAGAGAACUAAACAACAUGGUAUAUCUACAAGCAGCACUAUCAGAAACUCUGAGACUUUUCCCUCCAAUUCCAAUGGAAAUGAAACAAGCCAUUGAAGAUGAUGUGUUACCAGAUGGGACAUUCGUAAGAAAAGGUUCACGGGUUUACUUCUCAAUCUAUGCCAUGGGAAGGAUGGAAGCAAUCUGGGGAAAAGAUUGUGAAAUUUUCAGACCAGAGAGAUGGAUCCAAGCAGGGAAGUUUGUCAGUGACGACCAGUUCAAAUACGUUGUAUUCAAUGCUGGGCCAAGGCUGUGCAUAGGAAAAACAUUUGCUUACCUUCAGAUGAAGAUGAUAGCUGCUUCAGUUUUGUUGAGGUACUCAAUCAAGGUUGCCCAAGAUCACGUCAUUGUCCCGAGAGUCACGACUAACUUGUACAUGAAGUACGGCCUCAAAGUGACCAUCACGCCAAGAUCGCUGGAAGAGAAGAAACUUGAGUCAUGUUCCAUGUAGAAGAUUUGUAAACUAUAAUACCUUAGAGGAACUCAAUUUUACUGCUGAAUACUAAAACCACAAUUUAACAUUUUUUGACCUUAUACUAUCUCAAUGAAAAAGUAUAUACUUGUUUUGGAGCAACUAGUAAUCAUCUCAAUACAUGUACAACUUCCUG
Molecule: messenger RNA, 1722 nt
Organism: Arabidopsis arenosa
Lineage: Eukaryota; Viridiplantae; Streptophyta; Magnoliopsida; Brassicales; Brassicaceae
Source: the annotation of a GenBank genome assembly